Molecule: messenger RNA, 810 nt
Organism: Miscanthus lutarioriparius
Lineage: Eukaryota; Viridiplantae; Streptophyta; Magnoliopsida; Poales; Poaceae
Source: the annotation of a GenBank genome assembly
AUGUGCGGGACCAAGAAGUCCGCAGCCUACUUCGCCCACGACCCGGCGCACCGGCUGCUCCCCGCUGCCAGCGAUGGCGACGGCAACGAUGACAGCGAGUUCACCUGCGGCGGGUGCCUGGUCGCCGGCGCCGGCCCGCGGUACCGGUGCGCGCACCCGGGGUGCGGCUUUACUAUCCACGAGGCGUGCGCACGGCGCUUCCCGAGGACGCUCAAGUCCGCCGUGCACCCGCGGCACAGGCUUAUGAGGCAGCGCGAGGCCGCCACCGCCGCGGGGGCCGACGGCGGCUGUGGGUGCGAGGUGUGCGGCGAGGGCGUGAAGGGCGCGUGCUACGCGUGCGGGGUCGCCGUGCACCCGCUGUGGGCGCGGAUGCCGGCGUCGGCCCGCGGCCCCGCGCACCCGGGCGGCGGCCACGAGGCGUGGCUCGUCCGCGUCGCAGCGUCGCCGCCGGAGCCGGAGCUUGACGGGGACGGUAAGCAGAAGCAGGGGAAGCAGGCGGCGUCGACGGCGGCGGGGUGCGACGCCUGUGGGCAGCCCCUGGGCGCGUGGCGGUACCGGUGCGUGACGUGCGCCGCGGAGCUGCACCCGCGGUGCCUGGUGCCGGCGGCGGACCAGUGCCGUGGAGAAGGUGACGGCGACGGCAGGGGCGCGGAGUCCGUGGCGAGGAGCUGCUGCUGCACGACCUCACGCGCUGCAUGGCCACGCUUGGCACCGCCCUCAACUACCGUGGCUACUACAAUGGCUGACGCAUCAUCACUCUAUAGUGUUCUGGCACCUCAACAACUGGACCAGCCACGCAAGAGGGACUGA